Penicillium digitatum Pd1 is the source of this 333-nucleotide messenger RNA. Lineage: Eukaryota; Fungi; Ascomycota; Eurotiomycetes; Eurotiales; Aspergillaceae. The record is from RefSeq and is a predicted model, not a curated record.
AUGUCUACUGCCAAUAUCCAAGACCUCAAUGCCAAGAUGCAGGCGCUCAUCGAGCAUUGCCAGCCCCCUAACACCCACCCAACUAUCUUCUUCCUGUACGACUUUGUCCGUAACAGCCAUAACCAACUGAAGGCCGUUGACGCCGACAAGUAUGCUGCCGGCGACAACGGUGCCAAGGCCGCCGUGAACGAGAUUGAAGGUCGCAAUGCAUUCGCCAACAUGCUCAUCAAUGACAAGUCUGGAAAGUUGUCCAUGAUGACCGGCGGUGACCCCUCCAACCCCGCUGAUUUCGGCGCGGAGAUCAAGACCAAGGCUCUCAUUUUGACCCAGUAA